Molecule: messenger RNA, 1622 nt
Organism: Exophiala mesophila
Lineage: Eukaryota; Fungi; Ascomycota; Eurotiomycetes; Chaetothyriales; Herpotrichiellaceae
Exons: 1
Coding region: 42-1622 (526 amino acids)
Source: RefSeq, a predicted model, not a curated record
GUUCUCCUUCCGCAUUUCUGAUCUUAGUCCGAUCCAGUACCAUGAAUUGGACUGGUGGUCAUCUGAACCGCCAUUCCAAGGCCAACUCCAACACUCUCCUCAAAUCCCAGAAACGCCAUUUUGCAAAAGCAAGACUACGCGAACAAGGUACCUCGAGUCCUUCCAGAUCUUCAUUUUCGAUCCAUGCCCAGCAUCAACCGGCUUUGCCUAUCAAUCAGCGAGGAACAUCAAAACACAUUCGCAAGCUUCACGCAGAAUUGGACAAACUGCCCCAGAGCAAGAUCCAAAGCAUCCUGCAGCCAAAGUUUCGAGGCAAUCCCACCACCAACUUACCUUCAGAGAGGCAGCCACAGCACUCUCAGCCCAAAAAAGAGUUUGGAAUAAACCACCUCUUCAAGGAGACCCUACUUUCACAACGUGACUGGGCUGGACUCAGAAAGACAAGACCAAUGAAGUCUUCUUGGAAUUCAGGAGAUGCCGAUCUCGGGCAAGUUCAGGAGCGAGUGUCUGAGUCCCCAGUACGGCAUCAAUGGAGUCGAGCGGCAGCACGAAAUCUUUCUUCGCCCUCACACUCCCCGAUUUUCGGCAGACAUACGGAUCAAAACUCUAGUCUUUUGGAUGCUCAGGGUUCCCAUCCGCCUCCCUCACAAGCUAGGUCUGUCUCAAACCCGACAGCUGAUUUUCCAGGACACAUGCCACGCAAAUGCACCACCUUUCCUAGCUAUGCUCCAGAACGUGAGUUCUGUUGGAACCAUACCGCUCCAGCUGGACACGAAGCACGAAUUCACAAGCCAAUCUCACGGAUGCCACAGAUGGAUUUAUUUUCCAAACCGCUAAUACCAUUGAACAAACUCCUCAGCCUCAGGAGCUUUGACGAAGUAAUGGAGCUUUCCUCAUCAUUGGCUACCGACAAUUCAUCGCCAGGCUUAUUCCAGCCUCUUGAGGACGUUAUGGCCCAGCCUUGUUACCAACAGAACGAAUCCUGUUUUGUGGGGUAUGACGACUGUCCCUCAACCCGCUUUUCGAAUCAAAAUGGUGAGCAUUCUGACCAGAAUUCCCAACCAGUGUCCCUUGGAGAUCUACAGCCUGCCACCUUCCCAUGUGCUCCAAUCAGACGUUUCCCUGAGGAGUAUAGCUCUCCACCUCAAAUACCACCUCCCUCUUCCAUUUUAUCGCAACAUCCUCGGGAACGCAAAGCCAUAGAGCCUCGCCUUCCUACUCUAUCAGCCUACCCACCUCACCAAGAUAUGCAACAUUGCCAGACCAUUGCCAGACAAGACCACCAAGUAACCUCAGAGGCUCAAAAUUGGGGAACAGAGGUACGAUUGGACCCAGCCUCUGCCAGGCUUCUGCCAUCCUCGCCCUCGUCUAAGUUCCCCGACGGGAAACAUCGACAACAAGCACUCAAUCCUGCCAUGAAACGCAAGGCUUCGGAUCAUGGAUUAGCUUCGUCAUGCCGCCCAAAAAGGACCGCUGUAUCUAGCUUCCAGUCGUCGAUCGGACCAGGCUUUGGGACAAGCUCUAUGUUCCCUUUGCCGAGCCAUACGAGCACACUCUUAGGAGACGAGAACAUUCCAAUGACGCUUUGGGACUUUGGAACUGAAAUAUUCUAUGAGUUUUAA